UUCUCUUAACGUCUGAAUCGUUGACAGCAACAGCAAUUUGUCCGAAAGUUCAGACAGGAAUAAGCCAAUGUCGCUAACGUUGGUGUAAAAAUGAACAACCAGUAUCCAUUUAGUGAUAUCGACAGCCUUCUCUUUCAGUUUGCUCUUCAAACUCGGGAACUUUCCCAAAAGAAGAAUGAAAUCAACCAACAAAUUAAAGUUUGCAGAGCUGACAUUGCUGAGAAGAAGUCUUUCAUUGAAACAAUCCACAGAAACAUGGAGAAGCUCGAGGAAGAAAUGAGGGUGAAGCAGAACACUGUGACACAUAAUAAAGCAAAUGCAAAAAGCAUGAAGGCAACAAACAGCCUCCUUCUUCAGUAUGAGCAGACGCUGAAAGCAGAGCUGGAGAGCACAGAAGCCAGCUACAACCAUGACAUGUGGGUUCAGACUGUCUACGAAGAGCGAAUUGCAAGCUACAGAGAGAUAUACCAGUCACAUGAAGAAUAUUAUUACCAAAAUCCUCUGGCUCAAAAGCUCCUGAGGCUGCAGGCUGAAACAGAGGAGAUUGAGAGUAGGAUCAAGGCCUAUGAUGACAAAAUGACAAUGAAACAAACAGAGCUGGACCAUUUUACUGGUCCAGCAGUCAAUUCUUCUUCCAUGGAGAAACCAGACAGUGUGUCUGGCCAGCAGCCCAUAAAAGAGCCAGAGAAACUGUUAUAUUCUCAGACAGAGGUGGACAGUGAUUAUGCUAUUGACAUUUCCUCUCUACAUCUCAACCUCACAAAGGAACAGAUCGCACAGAAUGGUCAUACAGUAUCUGUAGAGGCAAAUGCUGGAGAAGAGGAACACAUGGUUGAGGAUACUGCUGCCUGUAGUCCUUACCCAGAAAAAGCAAGCAGUGAGCUGUCAUUAUAUGAACUGUUGGAUGAGCAAAGUUGGGCGGAUGAGGUGCACAAGGAUGAGCAGGAAAGGGAAACAGAAGCGCAGGACCAAGCCAUGGAACAGCAGUCUGCUGUGUCAGAGGUAGAGGAGGUGGUGGAGGACAAGGUGGAGGAAAGAGGUGGUGCAGAUGAAGAUCAGACACCAAGAGAAGAGGACAAUGAGGGACUCCCUGCUUUUCCUCAGUCAUCACCACAGGAAACUAAUCCUCAGUCCUGCCUGGCAAAAAUGAGUGUUAUACCCUCAACCCCGACUUUCCAAUUUAACUUUAGCCCUACAAGCUCCCCACAUCAAGGGUCCUCUGAUACCACAUCUCCAGCUUUCCUGUUCUCUAUGACCCCUGAUCAUAGCACGCCAGGCUUCUCUGGAUUUGGAUUUGAUGUGAGCACAUCACAGGAUGAGGCCACACCAUUUGCUUUCACUGGCUCUUUUUUCAACGAGAAGAAAACUGAAGAAUCAAAGUCUUCAAGCUGCCCUGAGUUUCUGUUUGGCCAAUCAGAGCAAAGUGAAGACUUCCAAUUUGACUUCACCUCCAAAACCCCUCAGACAACUAACAAAGAUUUUCCUUUUUCAUUCAACUUUUGAGAGUUCCAAGAAAAACAUCAAUAUGAUUAAUUUAUUUGGUUGUAAGACCAACUCCAGCUUGUUAUCUCCACUAAUGUUCUCAUGUAGAGGGGCAAUGAGGGGAAAUUUGCAAGAUGUUACUUCUCUAAUAGCAUUUUUAUUUUUCAUUCUGUUAAAUGGUUCCUAUGUAUUUGUCUGUCUAGAGUUAAUAGCUUUUUUAAAAACUAUUCACAUUACAAUGAACAUAUUUCUAACAGCAUCACCACUGAAUAACGUUUUAUUGAAGAUAGAGAUACAUCAAAAUAAUACACAAGUCCAUAUUGCUUUACAGAUUUCUCUAUUCUAAGUACAGUAUUUGGAAAGUUGAAAAUUUUUACUUUGUAAUAAACUACUUAUUGAUA
Lates calcarifer (barramundi perch) is the source of this 1883-nucleotide messenger RNA. Its product is annotated as protein SIX6OS1. Gene Ontology annotation, biological process: oogenesis; meiotic DNA double-strand break processing involved in reciprocal meiotic recombination; spermatogenesis. The coding region runs from base 91 to 1503 and encodes 470 amino acids. Lineage: Eukaryota; Metazoa; Chordata; Actinopteri; Centropomidae. The record is from RefSeq and is a predicted model, not a curated record. Gene Ontology annotation, cellular component: central element. The transcript is spliced from 14 exons.